CGGAGGGGAAGUUAAAAAGGGCGGAAUUAUAACCCACAUUGUGCAGCUAACCAAAAACUGGACAACGGAGGACAGCAGGUCCGACUCAAAAGAGCCCCUCAGUCACCUCCUUUGACAUGAAACAGAAAUAUGGCGGACGGCGAGUGUACUGUGCAGCAGACAGUGUACGACUAAGCACCGGGCCAUAUUCCUCUACUGAGCAUCCCUAUCAUGGCUUCACCCUCCCAAGAGAAUCAGAAGGUGCAAGAAGGUUGGAGACUCAACCCAAUGCCUCGAGCCAAUGCCAUACUGGAUCAGACCUUCCUGACAUAAAAUCAGCAUACCAGCGAACCUACAACCACACCAAGCCUCCUUAUUCCUACAUCUCACUAAUUUACAUGGCUAUCCAGCAAUCGCCGACCAAGAAGCUUACCCUGAACGAGAUCUAUGACUGGAUACGCCAGCUCUUUCCUUAUUACCGGCAAAACCAGCAGCGGUGGCAAAACUCCAUCCGCCACUCGCUCUCGUUUAAUGACUGUUUCGUGCGGGUCCCGAGGUCCCCAGACUCUCCAGGGAAAGGCUCCUACUGGGCCCUGCACCCUGACUCCAACAACAUGUUUGAAAAUGGCUGCUACAUGCGGCGCCAGAAGCGCUUUCGGUGUCAGGGGUCGACUUCGCCAUCCACACCAAAAAACACAUUGAAGAAGGUGGAUAAAGAAACAGUGAAGGAGGAGGGCAGGAAAAAGAAGUCGGAGGCUAAAGCUGCUAUUUCAUCUCUUACACCACCUCAGUCUUCUCAGCCUGCUGUACCAAAUGUGAUGCCACCAGUUCUGGAUUGCCCUCCUGUGCCAAAGUCACCUUCACACACGCCACCCCUACAACAGACCACCCACUCACUGACUCUGUUUCCUCCGUCAUCAGAACUGCCUGGACAUGUACCUUUUCCCACCAUGACCACACUUCAGUCGACAACGUCCUGCCCCAUGGAGCCUUGUGCUCACGGGGAACCCUUCUUCCAUCAGUCCCUUGCCAUGCCCCCACUUGUGGACUUUCAGUGCUAUGAGGCGCCUAUGAAUUACCCAGUCUACUACCCAUCAUCAAACUCCAACAUUCAUCAGUAUAAUCCAUAUUUCAUGGGCAGGGAUGAAUCAUACACAGGGGACUCUAUGUACUCCGGACUCAGCAUGUGUCCCGUGCCAGUUCUCAGCUCCUCCUAAAGCACUGUUGUCUGCUCAUGUACUUUGACUGACCUCUUGAAAAUACUGUACAUAAAUAAAAUUCUUAGAUAAUAA
Molecule: messenger RNA, 1271 nt
Organism: Trichomycterus rosablanca
Lineage: Eukaryota; Metazoa; Chordata; Actinopteri; Siluriformes; Trichomycteridae
Gene: foxa
Product: forkhead box A sequence
Exons: 2
Coding region: 117-1196 (359 amino acids)
Biological process (GO): anatomical structure morphogenesis; cell differentiation; regulation of transcription by RNA polymerase II
Molecular function (GO): RNA polymerase II cis-regulatory region sequence-specific DNA binding; DNA-binding transcription factor activity, RNA polymerase II-specific
Source: RefSeq, a predicted model, not a curated record